Molecule: messenger RNA, 1782 nt
Organism: Penicillium atrosanguineum
Lineage: Eukaryota; Fungi; Ascomycota; Eurotiomycetes; Eurotiales; Aspergillaceae
Product: putative oxidoreductase, FAD-binding
Exons: 1
Coding region: 1-1782 (593 amino acids)
Molecular function (GO): oxidoreductase activity
Source: RefSeq, a predicted model, not a curated record
AUGACUUCGAUUGUUACAGGGACUGUUCCUUGGCAUGAUGGCGAAGAGAGGAUGCACCGAUUGAUGCGGGUUCCUAGUAUGGACAACCCCGCAGUCCCAUUUCUCAGCGCCAACGGAGGCUAUUUCUUGACAAAGGCUCCUCUGCUUGCAGUGGGCACCGUUGACUCUCAAGGACGACCGUGGACUUCGCUGUGGGGCGGGAAAGCAGGCUUCGCUGGACCAGUUGCUGAAUCCAUCAUCGGGCUGAAGACCCUGGUGGACAGUACUUACGACCCCGUAGUCAAAGUACUGCUCGGCAGUCAGGCUAUCGAUGAAGCUGGUGCUUCAAGACAAUCGCCAGGAAAUAUGAUUUCGGGACUCGCGAUUGACCUUGAGUAUCGACGACGAUGGAAGCUUUUUGGUAGAAUGGUGGCGGGAUCCCUGGACGAAGAAUUGGGACAAGCACAGUUGGCUGUCCACAUCGAAGAGAGUCUUGGAAAUUGCCCCAAAUACAUGAACAAAAAGCAUGUAGUGCCUGUGCGGCCAGCUCCAACGCUAAUAUCUGACUCACCACAGCUUCCUGCAGCAGCCAUUGAGUUGUUGACCCGUACAGACACUAUCUUCGUGUCCUCCAGGCAUGGCACAUCUGAUAUGGACACAAACAUUCGCGGCGGGCCUCCUGGAUUUGUUCGAGUCGAGUCCAACAAUGGGAACGCAGUUCUCGUUUACCCAGAAUACUCAGGGAAUCGACUGUAUCAGACUCUCGGAAACCUGCAGACUACGCCUCUGGCCGGCUACGUGGUCCCGGAUUUUGAGACCGGAAAUAUUCUCUAUGUCACAGGACGCACGGAAGUAUUGGUGGGACAAGAUGCUGCUGCCAUUCUCCCACGAUCAAAGCUUGCGGUCCGCGUCACUGUCACAGCGGCAUUCUUCGUGGAGAGGGGACUGGCCUUUCGAGGCAACCCUGGUGAACCAUCCCCAUACAAUCCUGCCGUGCGAUACCUUUCCACGGAAAAGAACAUCCUCACUGAGGCGGAGAAAGAUACAGAUAUGUCUGCGACGCUGAUCAAGAAAGAAACAAUAACACCCAACAUUCACCGAUUCAGAUUCCGCUACAACAGCUCCAAGCCAAUCUCUUGGACUCCCGGCCAAUAUGCGACAUUAUCCUUCCAGGACGAGUUGGACAUGGGCUACAGCCAUAUGCGUGACGAUGACCCAGCAAGCCUAAACGACGACUAUAUCCGCACAUUCACAGUAUCCUCAUAUCCAGGCCGCGACCUACCCAGCAAUGAGUUUGAGAUGAUGAUCCGCCGCCACGGAAGCGUCACCAACCAUCUCUUCCGCACGAACGAGCGAGCGGGCCUCGAAGUCCCACUAAAAGGAUUUGGUGGCAGUUUUCAGAUCUCGACCCACAAUGGAUCCAUCGUGCCAUUCGUUGCGGGCGGCAUUGGAAUCACACCUCUACUUGCCCAGCUCCCCGAUCUAAAUGUUGCCCGGCUGCGCCUGUUCUGGUCGAUCUCAAUCGUUGAUAUAGGCUUGGUGGAAGAUACGUUUCAACGGUGGCCCGAUUUACCGGGAUCCACAACUAUCUUUGUCACGAGUCUGGACCCAGACGGCCAUCAAAUAAAGGUGAACACACUUCAUCUAUCUGGAGCACGGGUUGUGCGACGCAGAAUGCACGCGGGAGAUUUGGACCCAUUGCUGUCUGAAACGUGGUAUCUGUGCGCCGGCCGUGCAUUGAAGCAGACGGUAUUGGAGUGGCUCAAGGUAAAGCAGGUGGUUUAUGAAGAUUUUAACUAUUAA